UCAUACAAAGAGAAAAAUCGAUAAAAAAUGAAACACGACGAAUAUCAAUAUCUUGAUCUAAUCAAACAUGUCCUUGAUAAUGGUGCCGAAAAAAAUGACCGUACAGGAACUGGUACAUUUUCGGUGUUCGGUACACAAAGUCGUUAUUCACUUCGUGAUCAAACAUUACCAUUGAUCACUACAAAACGUGUAUUUUGGCGUGGUGUUGUCGAAGAGCUUCUAUGGUUUCUACAAGGAUCAACUGAUUCGAAAAAGCUGUCCGAAAAAGGUGUAAAAAUCUGGGAUGCAAAUGGAUCACGAGAAUUUCUCGAUAGCCUUGGGUUUGCCGAUCGUCAAGAAGGUGAUCUAGGUCCAGUAUAUGGUUUUCAGUGGAGACAUUUUGGUGCCGAAUAUCGAGACAAGAAUUCCGAUUAUAAUGCUCAAGGUGUUGAUCAAUUAAAACAGCUUAUCCAUACGAUCAAAACAAAUCCGAAUGAUCGUCGAAUGAUUAUAUCGGCUUGGAAUCCAACAGAUCUUCCUAAAAUGGCUUUACCACCUUGUCAUUGUUUGGCUCAAUUCUAUGUUAAUAAUGGUGAACUUUCCUGUCAACUUUAUCAACGAUCGGGCGACAUUGGUCUUGGCGUUCCUUUCAACAUUGCCAGCUAUUCAUUAUUGACACAUGUAAUUGCCCAUAUUUGUGAAUUAAAAACUGGUGAAUUUAUUCAUACAAUCGGUGAUGCACAUAUCUACCGUGAUCAUGUUGAUGCACUUCGUGAACAACUGACACGAACACCGAAACCAUUUCCAAAAAUACAAUUCAAACGUAUAGUGAAUGAUAUUGAUGAUUUUAAAUUUGAAGACAUUCAAUUAAUUGGCUAUGAUCCAUAUGCUGUAAUCAAAAUGAAAAUGUCAGUUUAACCAUGAUUCAUUGACCUUGUCCUCAUCGAAUGUUUUGAAUCGUCAAUGUUUCUUUUCACAUAUGUUUGUCACGCAUUUAAUUAUGAUAAUCAAAAUAAAUUUUUUUUUUAUAUCA
Dermatophagoides farinae (American house dust mite) is the source of this 1012-nucleotide messenger RNA. Its product is annotated as thymidylate synthase. NCBI's taxonomy places the organism in Eukaryota, Metazoa, Arthropoda, Arachnida, Sarcoptiformes, Pyroglyphidae. Gene Ontology annotation, biological process: dTMP biosynthetic process. The record is from RefSeq and is a predicted model, not a curated record. Gene Ontology annotation, molecular function: thymidylate synthase activity. Gene Ontology annotation, cellular component: mitochondrion; cytosol.